GUGAGGUGGCCGCUCGCUUCAGCUCAGCACCCCGGGCCAACCCUGCCCCUGAAACUGCCCGCCGGCUUCCUGCGAGUUGUUUUUCCGUCAGACGCUAUGGUGGAGGUUCAGUUAUUUAAGAAAAUAAUCCGUCACGGUACCGUUUUGUGCCUUAGCAAAUGUUAUUUUAAGGGCUCGGUGGGCUUUGGUUUGUAUAACCAGGUGAAAUACUUUCGAGGGAUGCUGAUGAGUCUCGUUCAAUUUACCUCUAGAAGGCUGGUUUCCCAAGUGUAUUCUGGAUUUAAGGCUGCCUCUUCAAAGAAACAGAAGUUUUGCUGGGAAAUGGCUCGUCCCAGUUCAAAUAUGGCCGAUUUUCGAGAAGUGUUUGCCAAAGCGAAGCAUAUAGCCAUUAUCACAGGAGCCGGCGUCAGUGCGGAGAGUGGAGUUCCUACUUUCAGAGGGGCUGGAGGUUUCUGGAGAAAGUGGCAAGCCCAGGAGCUGGCUACUCCGGAGGCUUUUGCACGAAACCCUUCUCGUGUAUGGGAAUUUUACCAUUACCGCCGGGAAGUGAUGUUGAGUAAACAUCCAAAUCCUGCACAUGUUGCCAUUGCAGAGUGCGAAAGGCGACUGAGCAAGCAAGGAAGGAGCGUUGUGGUCAUUACUCAGAAUAUUGAUGAGCUGCACAGAAAGGCAGGCACAAAGCACCUCUUAGAAAUUCAUGGUAGUUUAUUUAAAACUCGAUGCACCAACUGUGGAAACAUAGCUGCGAAUUACAAGAGUCCAAUAUGCCCUGCGUUGGCUGGGAAAGGGGCUCCAGAUCCUGAAACAGAAGACGCCGUGAUUCCAGUUGAAGACCUUCCUCAGUGUGAGGAGGAUGGCUGCAACGGGCUCCUCCGUCCCCACGUUGUGUGGUUUGGCGAAACCCUGGAUCCUGACAUCCUCACAGAGGUUGAGAAGGAGCUUGACAUCUGCGACCUCUGCUUGGUAGUGGGGACCUCCUCGGUGGUGUACCCUGCCGCGAUGUUCGCCCCUCAGGUGUCCGCCCGGGGAGUGCCGGUGGCGGAGUUCAACACGGAAGCUACGCCCGCCACCAGCAGGUUCAGGUUUCACUUCCCGGGCCCCUGCGGGAGCACGCUGCCGCCGGCGCUGGCGCGCCACCCGACCGAGAUCAUCGCCUGAGCGCCGCGGGGGCCGGGGGGCUCCCCCCGGCCGUGCCUGUGUGCCCCGCCCCUCCCCCGUUCCAUGUCUGUGUGUCCCGUCCCGUCCCCCCACACCGGGCAAUAAACGGGCGGCCGGUCCCGCCGCGCCCCAGGGCUCCGCCCCCC
Falco peregrinus (peregrine falcon) is the source of this 1304-nucleotide messenger RNA. It is a transcript of the gene SIRT5, whose product is annotated as sirtuin 5. Gene Ontology annotation, molecular function: protein-succinyllysine desuccinylase activity; protein-malonyllysine demalonylase activity; NAD+ binding. Lineage: Eukaryota; Metazoa; Chordata; Aves; Falconiformes; Falconidae. Bases 97 to 1158 code for a protein of 353 amino acids. The record is from RefSeq and is a predicted model, not a curated record. The transcript has 9 exons.